Coregonus sp. 'balchen' is the source of this 13136-nucleotide messenger RNA. NCBI's taxonomy places the organism in Eukaryota, Metazoa, Chordata, Actinopteri, Salmoniformes, Salmonidae. The record is from the annotation of a GenBank genome assembly.
AUGGAGGAGCGGGACAGAAGCCGCUCCCCGUCCCGCAGGACCAGUCGGGUGGAGCAGGUGGUGGGGCGAUGGCUACGACGCUCCAGGGACUCCAGCAGCAGGUCAGUAUUACGAUUAGGUUUAGGUUUAGGUUUAGGUUCAGAUUCAGGUUCAGGUUUAGGUUAGGUUAGGUUUAGGUAGGACCAGCCGUGUGGAGCAGAUGGUGGGGUGAUGGCUACGAUGCUCCAGAGACUCCAGCAACAGGGUUAUCUUUGGCAUUAGGCCCGACUAGCUUGGGUUUGUCUGGGAUAGCCAGGGAGCUAAUAAUGGGUUUGUCUGGGUUAGGCCUGGGGGCUAGUAAUGGGUUUGUCUGGGUUAGGCCUGGGGGCUAGUAAUGGGUUUGUCUGGGUUAGGCCUGGGGGCUAGUAAUGGGUUUGUCUGGGUAAGGCCUGGGGGCUAGUAAUGGGUUUGUCUGGGUUAGGCCUGGGGGCUAGUAAUGGGUAUGUCUGGGUUAGGCCUGGGGGCUAGUAAUGGGUUUGUCUGGGUUAGGCCUUGGGGUAGUAAUGGGUUAUCCUGGGUUAGCCUGGGGGCUGUAAUGGUUUUAUCUGGGUUAGGCCUGGGGGCUAUUAAUGGGUUUGUCUGGGUUAGGCCUGGGGGCUAUUAAUGGGUUUGUCUGGGUUAGGCCUGGGGGCUGUAAUGGGUUUGUCUGGGUUAGGCCUGGGGGCUAGUAAUUGGUUUGUCUGGGUUAGGCCUGGGGGCUAGUAAUGGUUUUAUCUGGGUUAGGCCUGGGGGCUAUUAAUGGGUUUGUCUGGGUUAGGCCUGGGGGCUGUAAUGGGUUUGUCUGGGUUAGGCCUGGGGGCUACUAAUUGGUUUGUCUGGGUAAGGCCUGGGGGCUAGUAAUUGGUUUGUCUGGGUUAGGCCUGGGGGCUAGUAAUUGGUUUGUCUGGGUUAGGCCUGGGGACUAGUAAUGGUUUUGUCUGGGUUAGGCCUGGUUAUUCAAGGCAAUAUUGGGGAUCAUCUGUUGGAGAUUAUUAUAAUUAAGUGUUUCCUUGUUUAUUUUGAUUGGCUGAUACCUUGUCCUUCUGUUGUCCUCUCCUUUUCAUUGGAUGACAUCUUCUCCAUCUGUAUGUUUCCUUGAUUCUGAUUGGCUGCUACCUUGUCCUCUGAUUCUGAUUGGCUGAUACCUCGUCUCUACCCCAAUCAGAGAGCGUAUCCUGGUAGAUGGGAAGGCGGCUGCGGGGGGAGAGUCUAGCGGUCAGGACCAGAAGAACAACUACCCGGUUAGACUGACCGUCCAGAUCCUACGAGACCCCCUCCUCAACACUCAUGGGCUCACCCUGACACCUCAGACACCCAUACUGGUGCAGGACGUCACCCCAGGUAGGCUACAUAAACAUGACAUAGAGCUAUUAUAACCCUGACAUAGGACUACAUUGUGCUGUCAUAAUCUUGACAUAAGUUGUCAUUACCUGACAUUGGGGCUGCUGAUCAGUUUUAGCUUAACAAUCAACAUCUGGUGAGAAAAAACAGCAAGGGAAAGAAAACAACAUAGGGUUUCUGAGUCACUUGAAGAUGUUAUUUAAUAAUUUGAUUAGUUGGGUGGCAGAAAUCAGACCAAUUAGACAUGCCGUUGAAUUCGAGUGGCAGUCUUUUGACCAAUCAUCCUUGGCAAUACUGAGAUCCUGGCAGUCUUGCUAGUCAUUACUCCAUCAGGCGUAGGAUCCAACUACAGCCUCCAGAGCAUCAUAGUCUGGGUGGAUGAGGUACCCCUCCGCCUCCCUGAUCCACCCCAGGGCCCGACUCACGCUCUGGGUCACCCUCAGAGCCAGACCCCCCUCCUGGUUCUCACCCUGGUUUUCACCCUGGUCCUCAUCACCCUCACCAUCCUCAUCUAAACCCCAGUCACGAUGCUCCGUCCUGGGCUUGUCCAGCCUCUCUGGCUUGUUCAGACUCUCUGCUCCGUCCUGAGUCCCCUCAGCCUCUUUGGUGGUGGUCCCAUCCAGCUCUCCCUUACAGGAGAGGAACAGUUGGCUCUGUAGGGCCCGGAGGGUUAGGGGGGCGAUGGCAGCGUCGAGGCCUAGGGUGGUGCCCCCGAGCCUGGGUAAGGUGGGGUCUGAGAGACCCUUCUUUACCCUGGAGGAGGUGGACCGUUGGGCCUUAAGGAGAACAUGGAUCAUCUCAGGCCCCACGUACCUCUCCAGAAACCACUCCUCUUCCUCCUUCUCCUUCUUCUCAUCCCCCUGUCCAUCUCUCACUGGGGGCUGUGUUUGGGGGGAUGGCGUGAUGGGAUGGAUGAGUGUGUCGAGGGAGGGAUUUGAUGAAGGGAGGGGGUCCACGGAGGAGGAAAGACGGUGGAAGAUGCCAGGAGAAACUAGAAAUGAGGGGUGAGAGAAGAGGGAGGACCUGGAACAGGAGCAGCCGUCACUUGUCCUCCAGGACAUUAGGGGCGCCAGUGAGUCAGCCUGGCCAUUGCAGCUCCACAGACCUGAGUCCCCAGUCCCCUCCUCUCUCCUCUGUCCGGUACCAGAGGAGAGCUUCCUCAACCAGCAGUGGACACAGAAGAGCACAGCCAGACCUGUACACGCACACACCUGUAAGACAGGGACAUAGGAACUUUUUGUAGUGAUUUACAUUUUAAAUUUGACAUUUUAGUCAUUUAGCAGACGCUCUUAUCCAGAGCGACUUGCAGUUAGUGAGUGCAUACGUUUUCAUUUAGGAGGCAAUUCUGGAGCAAGGCUUGAACCUCCAACUCUGGUUGCUGUUUAGACGUGUUGGAGUGCCAAUACAACAUCUUGUCGAAUAGAUGUUCUACUUCUCGCUCUCUCUCACACACACACACACACACACACACACACACACACACACACACACACACACACACACACACACACACACACACACACACACACACACACACACACACGUACCGUAAUACCGAUGGUGUGUGGGAUGCUAUAGCCCCAGUACUGUGUCAGCCACAUUGAAGGACAGGUCUUCUGUAGAGAUGUGAGGUAACAGGGCAGGUAGGUGUCUCACCACCCCACAGUUACUAUAGUACUCAUAGUUACACACCCUACUGCCGCUCACCAACACAGUGCCCCCAUGUGGCCACACUAAGCAAUAACAAUGUUCUGUCCUGUUCUGCUCUGAAUAGAAGAGGCCAUGCAUGUCAUAGAGAUACACAGUGUUCUAUUUGAUUCUAUGAUGCACGUUGUAAUGUUCUGGAGAUUCCAUGGAUGGAACAAAGCAACACUCCCCCUUGGCCAUAGAUGCGGUAACGAGGUCAAUUGCGUGGGGGAAGAUCCCGAGUCUCCUCAUUGCCCCCCGAGCAGAAUUAGCCAACAUUUAGGCUAUGGUGUGUUUCACACUAUGUUGAGGUAAAAAUCAGAGUGUAAUUUCUGUAUGGAUGUCAACCCCAAUACAUGUUCAUGUCAUCGUUACCAAUCAACUGCAUUACAGUUAAAAUCUAAUUUCACUACCACCACCGAUUUCUGUAUGCUAGCUAUGUUAACCAGCUUAGACGAACGGAGGUUAGCAUUUAGCAGUCACAUCUUCUAAACCUGGAAACGGACAACUUCUAAAUGUUAUGCAGCAAAACAGCCAAAUAUAUCCAAAUCGGACUUAUGUAACCACAUUGUGGGCCUGUUACAAUACAUCAAUCAUGACGGAUUUGACAAAUAUCCACUUUGUUAAUUCGAUUUGUUGAAUGUGCGCCAAUCUGGUCAAUGGAACGUCUGCGAUCCAUUGACUCCUUUACCGCAUCAAUGAUACAAUUAUAGAAUCCGAUUGUGAUGUCAUUGAGAUGGAUUUUGAUUAACAGGCUAUAGAGAAAAGGGACCAGAUGGGUUUUGUGUUGUUCCGUAGGCUCCAUUAGGGUUUGGGUUGUUAAGGCCAGGUGGAGACUUAAAGUGUGUCCCAAAUGGCACCCAAUUCCCUAUAUAGUGUACUACUUUUGACCAGAGUCCUAGUAGUGCCCUAUAGGGAAUAGGGUGCCAUUUGGGACACAUGUGACAGGAUGGGAAUGUUGCUGAGCUAGUGGAAGUUUCGCUGGUGUGUGUGUGUGUGUGUGUGUGUGUGUGUGUGUGUGUGUGUGUGUGUGUGGUGGUUACAGGAAUGAGAGAAACGGCAGGGGAGAUGGGCUUAAUGAAGAUCAAAUCAAAUUGUAUUUGUCACAUACACGUGUUUAGCAGAUGUUAUAGCGGGUGGUAGCGAAAUGCUGUGGACUAUCCCUCACAGACCUACUGUAUAUAGACUACCUACUGUAUAUAGACUACCUACUGUAUAUAGACUACCAUCACAGACCUACUGUAUAUAGACUACCUACUGUAUAUAGACUACCUACUGUAUAUAGACUACCAUCACAGACCUACUGUAUAUAGACUACCAUCACAGACCUACUGUAUAUAGACUACCAUCACAGACCUACUGUAUAUAGACUACCUACUGUAUAUAGACUACCUACUGUAUAUAGACUACCUACUGUAUAUAGACUACCAUCACAGACCUACUGUAUAUAGACUACCAUCACAGUGUUAUAGCGGGUGGUAGCGAAAUGCUGUGGACUAUCCCUCACAGACCUACUGUAUAUAGACUACCUACUGUAUAUAGACUACCUACUGUAUAUAGACUACCUACUGUAUAUAGACUACCAUCACAGACCUACUGUAUAUAUACUACCUACUGUAUAUAGACUACCUACUGUAUAUAGACUACCUACUAUAUAUGGACUACCAUCACAGACCUACUGUAUAUAGACUACCUACUGUAUAUAGACUACCUACUGUAUAUAGACUACCUACUGUAUAUAGACUACCAUCACAGACCUACUGUAUAUAGACUACCUACUGUAUAUAGACUACCUACUGUAUAUAGACUACCAUCACAGACCUACUGUAUAUAGACUACCUACUGUAUAUAGACUACCUACUGUAUAUAGACUACCAUCACAGACCUACUGUAUAUAGACUACCAUCACAGACCUACUGUAUAUAGACUACCUACUGUAUAUAGACUACCCUCACAGACCUACUGUAUAUAGACUACCCUAAAAUACCCUAAAAAUUGUGUUGUUCCGUAGGCUCCAUUAGGGUUUGGGUUGUUAAGGCCAGGUGGAGACUUAAAGUGUGUCCCAAAUGGCACCCAAUUCCCUAUAUAGUGUACUACUUUUGACCAGAGUCCUAGUAGUGCCCUAUAGGGAAUAGGGUGCCAUUUGGGACACAUGUGACAGGAUGGGAAUGUUGCUGAGCUAGUGGAAGUUUCGCUGGUGUGUGUGUGUGUGUGUGUGUGUGUGUGUGUGUGUGUGUGUGUGUGUGGUGGUUACAGGAAUGAGAGAAACGGCAGGGGAGAUGGGCUUAAUGAAGAUCAAAUCAAAUUGUAUUUGUCACAUACACGUGUUUAGCAGAUGUUAUAGCGGGUGGUAGCGAAAUGCUGUGGACUAUCCCUCACAGACCUACUGUAUAUAGACUACCUACUGUAUAUAGACUACCUACUGUAUAUAGACUACCAUCACAGACCUACUGUAUAUAGACUACCUACUGUAUAUAGACUACCUACUGUAUAUAGACUACCAUCACAGACCUACUGUAUAUAGACUACCAUCACAGACCUACUGUAUAUAGACUACCAUCACAGACCUACUGUAUAUAGACUACCUACUGUAUAUAGACUACCUACUGUAUAUAGACUACCUACUGUAUAUAGACUACCAUCACAGACCUACUGUAUAUAGACUACCAUCACAGUGUUAUAGCGGGUGGUAGCGAAAUGCUGUGGACUAUCCCUCACAGACCUACUGUAUAUAGACUACCUACUGUAUAUAGACUACCUACUGUAUAUAGACUACCUACUGUAUAUAGACUACCAUCACAGACCUACUGUAUAUAUACUACCUACUGUAUAUAGACUACCUACUGUAUAUAGACUACCUACUAUAUAUGGACUACCAUCACAGACCUACUGUAUAUAGACUACCUACUGUAUAUAGACUACCUACUGUAUAUAGACUACCUACUGUAUAUAGACUACCAUCACAGACCUACUGUAUAUAGACUACCUACUGUAUAUAGACUACCUACUGUAUAUAGACUACCAUCACAGACCUACUGUAUAUAGACUACCUACUGUAUAUAGACUACCUACUGUAUAUAGACUACCAUCACAGACCUACUGUAUAUAGACUACCAUCACAGACCUACUGUAUAUAGACUACCUACUGUAUAUAGACUACCCUCACAGACCUACUGUAUAUAGACUACCCUAAAAUACCCUAAAAAUUGUGUUGUUCCGUAGGCUCCAUUAGGGUUUGGGUUGUUAAGGCCAGGUGGAGACUUAAAGUGUGUCCCAAAUGGCACCCAAUUCCCUAUAUAGUGUACUACUUUUGACCAGAGUCCUAGUAGUGCCCUAUAGGGAAUAGGGUGCCAUUUGGGACACAUGUGACAGGAUGGGAAUGUUGCUGAGCUAGUGGAAGUUUCGCUGGUGUGUGUGUGUGUGUGUGUGUGUGUGUGUGUGUGUGUGUGUGUGUGUGUGUGUGGUGGUUACAGGAAUGAGAGAAACGGCAGGGGAGAUGGGCUUAAUGAAGAUCAAAUCAAAUUGUAUUUGUCACAUACACGUGUUUAGCAGAUGUUAUAGCGGGUGGUAGCGAAAUGCUGUGGACUAUCCCUCAUAGACCUACUGUAUAUAGACUACCUACUGUAUAUAGACUACCUACUGUAUAUAGACUACCAUCACAGACCUACUGUAUAUAGACUACCUACUGUAUAUAGACUACCUACUGUAUAUAGACUACCAUCACAGACCUACUGUAUAUAGACUACCAUCACAGACCUACUGUAUAUAGACUACCAUCACAGACCUACUGUAUAUAGACUACCUACUGUAUAUAGACUACCUACUGUAUAUAGACUACCUACUGUAUAUAGACUACCAUCACAGACCUACUGUAUAUAGACUACCUACUGUAUAUAGACUACCUACUGUAUAUAGACUACCUACUGUAUAUAGACUACCAUCACAGACCUACUGUAUAUAUACUACCUACUGUAUAUAGACUACCUACUGUAUAGACUACCUACUAUAUUGGACUACCAUCACAGACCUACUGUAUAUAGACUACCUACUGUAUAUAGACUACCUACUGUAUAUAGACUGCUACUGUAUAUAGACUACCAUCACAGACCUACUGUAUAUAGACUACCUACUGUAUAUAGACUACCUACUGUAUAUAGACUACCAUCACAGACCUACUGUAUAUAGACUACCUACUGUAAUAGACUACCUACUGUAUAUAGACUACCAUCACAGACCUACUGUAUAUAGACUACCAUCACAGACCUACUGUAUAUAGACUACCUACUGUAUAUAGACUACCCUCACAGACCUACUGUAUAUAGACUACCCUAAAAUACCUACUGUAUAUAGACUACCAUCACAGACCUACUGUAUAUAGACUACCUACUGUAUAUAGACUACCCUCACAUAUCUACUGUAUAUAGACUACCCUAAAAUACCUACUGUAUAUAGACUACCCUCACAUAUCUACUGUAUAUAGACUACCCUAAAAUACCUACUGUAUAUAGACUACCUACUGUAUAUAGACUACCUACUGUAUAUAGACUUCCAUCACAACCUACUGUAUAUAGACUACCUACUGUAAAUAGACUACCUUCUGUAUAUAGACUAUCUACUGUAUAUAGACUACCCUCACAGACCUACUGUAUAUAGACUACCUACUGUAUAUAGACUACCUACUGUAUAUAGACUACCUACUGUAUAUAGACUACCAUCACAGACCUACUGUAUAUAGACUACCUACUGUAUAUAGACUACCUACUAUAUAUAGACUUCCAUCACAGACCUACUGUAUAUAGACUACCUACUGUAAAUAGACUACCUUCUGUAUAUAGACUACCUACUGUAUAUAGACUACCCUCACAUAUCUACUGUAUAUAGACUACCAUCACAGACCUACUGUAUAUAGACUACCUACUGUAUAUAGACUACCUACUGUAUAUAGACUACCCUCACAUAUCUACAGUAUAUAGACUACCAUCACAGACCUACUGUAUAUAGACUACCUACUGUAUAUAUACUACCAUCACAGACCUACUGUAUAUAGACUACCUACUGUAUAUAGACAACCUACUGUAUAUAGACUACCAUCACAGACCUACUGUAUAUAGACUACCAUCACAGACCUACUGUAUACCACAAAGUCCCCAUAGACUACAGUACAAACAAGGGUUACACUCCUGUGAAAAGUGUGAUCGAUAUAUACAAAUACAAAUAUCUAAACAUGCCCACACUGCAAUUAUUUUAUUUAUUGCUUCUCCUGAGUGGUGCAGUGGUCUAAGGCACUGCAUCGCAGUACUAGCUGUGCCACUAGAGAUCCUGGUUCGAAUCCAGGCUCUGUCAUAGCCGGCCGCGAUUGGGAGACCCAUGGGGCGGCGCACAAUUGGCCCAGCGUCAUCCAGGGUAGGGGAGGGAAUGGCCGGCAGGGAUGUAGCUCAGUUGGUAGAGCAUGGCGUUUGCAACGCCAGGGUUGUAUACCCUGUUGAUGAAGAUGAUGAUGAGGAGGAUCCUGUGUGUGUGUCUGUAGCGGGGCCGGCUGAUGGAAGGCUAGUCCCUGGCGACCAGGUCGUAAAGAUCAACAAUGUUGCCGUCGACGACCUGACCCCAGAGCAAGCGGCUGACCUCAUCAGGUACAAUAACACACACACACGCACUUACUCACAGGCAUGCAUGCAUACACACACACACAAACACACAAGCACAUACAUUCACACACACUACACACACACAGGACACUAGCAUUUAUUCCUCAUAUUGACCAUCUCUCUCUCUCCAUCUCUCUCUCUCUCUAGGGAGUGUCAGUGCUCUGUGAUGAUAACAGUCCUCAGAAACUCAGUGGUGAGUCUCUUAUAUUUUCCAUGUUUUAUUCUUCCUUCAGUUACCAGUUGCUCUCUUCACCGACAGAGAAACCACACACUCACAGGUGGAUGGAUGAAAUGCUGUCAACAAAACCAUAUUUCAAAUUCAUUGAGGGCUGGGGGGAGGAGUGCUUAUAUACACACACACACACACACACACACACACACAAACACGCGCCAAGGCCACACUACUAGGUCAAAAUAAAGGUGUGACAACACUCUGCUGCCUGUGGGGAACCAUGAUGGAGCACUUGUGUGUGUGUGUGUGUGUGUGUCUGCUUGCGUGUGGAUGAAUGGGCGACUGCAGAUAAUGCACCAGCCUCAUUCCCUCUGAACCAACAUGCUGCGAACACUGACUCUUUUCAACAUCACACACACACACACACACACACACACACACACACACACACACACACACAGACACACACACACACACACACACACACACACACACACACACACACAGCUAUACGCAUUAGGAACACUCCCUGGAUGUGUUGCUGUGAUUGGCUGUCAGUUACAGUGCAGACACCACUCCCGGAUGACGCUGUUCUCAUCUGCAGAGGGACUUCAUUACCACAACAGCAACAAUAUUAGUGUUUUAGUUUUCAGUGUUACAUCAAAGUGAUAUUUACGUUUGUCUGUGUAAUAAAUGUCCCGGUCCGUUACUGCCUGUUGGGUUGACCAGUCAGUCUGGACCUCUGAGAUUAGUGUCUCUGAGGUUCUGCUGUAUAUCCACUGUCUGUUGGGUUGACCAGUCAGAUUAGUGUCUCUGAGGUUCUGUUGUAUAUUGUCUGUUGGGUUGACCAGUCAGAUUAGUGUCUCUGAGGUUGUGUUGUAUAUUCACUGCCUUUUUAGUUUUCAGAUCUAGGUAUUCUGACACUUUAUUUAGACAGGUACAUAAACAGAUGGGGAUACAGGAAGGAGGCAGACAUAGCAGGAAGGAGACAGGGAUUGAACCCAGGUCUCCAGUGGGGAGAGGAGUGUGUAUGUGUCUAUGCUAGGAGCAGUCUUUAGCCCCUUGCCUUUUGGAAACUCUGUCUAAUUCCUCCUCAUAUGGUUUCCCAGGGACCCAAGUCUUCCUUCAUCACCCCAGAGAAGCGAGCUAAACUCCGGUCCAACCCAGUCAAAGUUCGCUUUGCUGAGGAGGUCGAGGUCAACGGUCACUCUCAGGUACGUCAGACUUUAUGACACCCUUAUGUCACUGCGUAACGUGUUAUAAGCCCUGUAUGAAGCUGUUGUGUCAUAUCUAUCCAGGAUUUAUGUAUGGUCUACUCUAUGCAGUGACUUCUAAAGCACCAAAUGGACAUUUUUGUAAAUGCUUUAUGGAGCUGACAUGACUGCUGUAUGUAGCUAGUCACAAGUGGUUAAGCUCUCAUCCAUGUAACAACCCUAUAUUCCUCCCUAUCCUCACUGCUUGGCUUGGAAACCCAAUUCACUAUGGUUUAGAUAUCCUGUCCCUUUCCUAUUGUCACGUCCUGACUCAGGGGACCCUUAAAUGUUGAGUCAGGGUGUGUAUAUUCUUUGUUGUGUGUUUUCUAUGUUUCGAUCUAUUAUGGGUAGAUCUAUGUUGGCUGGUGUGGUUCCCAAUCAGAGGCAGCUGUCGCUCGUUGUCUCUGAUUGGGGAUCAUACUUAGGCAGCUUAUUGGCACUAGUGGGUUGUGGGAUCUUGUUCCGUAUAAGGUAUGUUGUGUGUAUGCUACCUUGGACUUCACGUUUCGUUUCAUUUGUUGUUUUGUCGUGGUGUUUAUCAGUAAAUAAACAUGUACGUAUAUCACGCUGCGCCUUGGUCUGUCCCGUCAUUGAACGAACGUGACACCUAUGAAUACAGAGAGGAGGAAUAAGCUCCCUGGAGGACUGGAGGGGGGGUGGGGGGGGGGACCACAAGCUACAGAGGCUGCAUCUCAAAUGGAACCCUAUUCCCUAUAUAGUGCACUACGUUUGACCGGAGCCCUAUGGGGUAGUGCACUAUAUAGUGAAUAGGGUGCCAUUUGGGACGUAGCCAGAGACGGAGUGGUCAUAUCGAUGGCUGGAUGAUUCCCUGAUUACACCAGAAUACACUGAGUGUACAAAACAUUAGGAACAUGACAGACAGACCAUGUGAAUCCAGGUGAAAGCUAUGAUCCCUUGUUGAUGUCACCUGUUAAAUCCACUUUAAUCAAAUCAAAUCAAAUCAAAUUGUAUUGGCCACAUGUGCCGAAUACAACAGGUGCAGACAUUACAGUGAAAUGCUUACUUACAGCCCUUAACCAACAGUGCAUUUAUUUUUAUUAGUGUGCUUAAAGUGUUGAGAAAAAAAGAGCAGAAGUAAAAUAAAAUAACAGUAGGGAGGCUAUAUAUACAGGGGGGUACCGGUGCAGAGUCAAUGUGCGGGGGCACCGGCUAGUUGAGGUAGUUGAAGUAAUAUGUACAUGUGGGUAGAGUUAAAGUGACUAUGCAUAAAUAAUUAACAGAGUAGCAGCAUCAUAAAAGAGGGGGUUGGGGUGGGCAUUGCAAAUAGUCCGGGUAGCCAUGAUUAGCUGUUCAGGAUUCUUUUGGCUUGGGGGUAGAAGCUGUUGAGAAGUAUUUUGGACCUAGACUUGGCACUCCGGUACCGCUUGCCGUGCGGUAGCAGAGAGAACAGUCUAUGACUAGGGUGGCUGGAGUCUUUGACAAUUUUGAGGGCCUUCCUCUGACACCGCCUGGUAUAGAGGUCCUGGAUGGCAGGAAGCUUGGCCCCAGUGAUGUACUGGGCCGUACGCACUACCCUCUGUAGUGCCUUGCGGUCGGAGGCCAAGAAGUUGCCAUACCAGGCGGUGAUGCAACCAGUCUCCUGAGGGGGAAUAGGCUUUGUCGUGCCCUCUUCACGACUGUCUUGGUGUGUUUGGACCAUGAUAGUUCGUUGGUGAUGUGGACACCAAGGAACUUGAAGCUCUCAACCUGUUCCACUACAGCCCAGUGUAGCUGAAGGGGAGGAGGCAGGUUAAAUAAUUGUUUUUAAGCCUUGAGACAAUUGAGACAUGGAUUGUGUAUGUGUUCCAUUCAGAGGGUGAAUGGGCAAGACAAAAUAUUUAAGUGUCUUUGAACGGGGUAUGGUAGUAGGUGCCAGGAGCACCAGUUUGAGUGGGUCAAGAUCUGCAACGCUGCUGGGUUUUUCACGCUCAACAGUUUCCCGUGUGUAUCAAGAAUGGUUCACCACCCAAAGGACAUCCAGCCAACUUGACAAAACUGUGGGAAGCAUCGGAGUCAACAUGGGCCAGCAAUCCCUGUGGAACGCUUUCGACACCUUGUAGAGUCCAUGCCCCGUGCAACUCAAUAUUAGGAAGGUGUUCUUCAUGUUUUGUAUACUCAGUGUAAACACACUAUUAACGAUUAGAGGGGAGCGGAGAGAGAGAGGUGGAGGGAGAAUGAAAGAGAGAUGGGGGGGUGGAGCGAGAGAGAGAGAGAACAACAGGAAGAGAUGGAGUGGUUGGAUCAAUGCCAGUCUGAUUCCCUUCAGAACAGCUGUGAUUACAGGAGAAUAAAGUAUUGAAAGGAGGAGGAGGAGGAGAGAGAGGGGUGGAGGGAGAAUGAAAGAGAGAUGAGAGAAGGGGGGGGGGGGGUGGAGUGAGAGAGAGAGAGAGAACAGGAAGAGAUGGAGUGGUUGGAUCAAUGCCAGUCUGAUUCCCUUCAGAACAGCUGUGAUUACAGGAGAAUAAAGUAUUGAAAGGGGGAGGAGGAGGAGGAGGAGAGUGGAAGAGAGGGGGUGAGAGGAUGAAAAUGAAGAGGGAGAGACAUGAAAACACAGUAUGAGAGAGAGAGAGAGAGAGAGAGAGAGAGAGAGAGAACAGAGAUAGAGAACAGAGAUAGAGAACAGAGAGAGAGAAUAGAGAUAGAGAAAAGAGAUAGAGAACAGAGAUAGUGUGAGAGUGUUAAAGAGAGUGUGUGCGUUCCAAAUGGCACCAUAUUCCCUACAUAGUGCACUACUUUACCCUAUGUGUCCUGGUCAAAAGUAGUGCACUGGAAUAGGGUGCCAUUUGGGACGCAGACAGAGUGUUAAACGUUAGCUGGCCUGUCAUCACCACAAGCUCAGGUAGCUCAGCUUUCAUAACAGUUAUUCAUGUAAAGUAUUAAGCUAAUAAUAACACAUCCUUAUUUCCUGAUUCAUCUGGUUUCCAGGGCAACUCGCUGCUCUUCCUCCCCAACGUUCUAAAGGUGUAUCUGGAGAACGGACAGACCAAGGCCUUCAAGUUUGAACCCAACACCACUGUCAAG